Molecule: messenger RNA, 3077 nt
Organism: Candidula unifasciata
Lineage: Eukaryota; Metazoa; Mollusca; Gastropoda; Stylommatophora; Geomitridae
Source: the annotation of a GenBank genome assembly
UGUUUCAGAAUGACGAAAGUCUCAUUCGGUAUUUCCUGUGCAAGAAAGUCAAAUAUAUUUGGGAUCCGGAGCGAUUUCAGUUCAUUCCUCUAAGAGGCUUAGAUGAAGGUUACAGAUUAUCAUAUUUUCAUAACACUAAAGGCCUUAGUACAAAAGAUCAAGCCAAACGUCGUGUCCUGUACGGGAUGAACUCAAUUGCUGUCCAUGUAACACCAAUUUUGGUAUUAUUAUUUCAGCAGUUGCUGUCACCAUUUUACAUCUUCCAACUGUUCUCCAUGACCAUCUGGUACAUCGAUGGCUACCGAGUUUAUGCCAGUUGUAUUUUUGUAAUGACCAGCUUGUCCAUCGCGGUGACUAUUUACCAGUCCAGAAAGUUUGAAAGAGCUCUGAGGAAUACAAUCACUUCAUCGACAGUCACUACAGUGUGUAGAGGGGAUGGUGUGUAUAUGGAUAUCCCAUCCGAAGACCUAGUUCCUGGUGAUGUCAUCGAGAUUCCACGGCACGGUUGUGACAUGCAGUGUGACGCCGUGCUCGUCACAGGAAAUUGUAUUGUUAAUGAGAGCAUGUUGACUGGUGAAAGUGUACCUGUCACUAAGACCCCUCUGCCGAACCCGACUGGACUCAAGGAGGAACACGACCCAGAGCUCAGCAUGAAGAAUCAUUCCAGACACAUUCUCUUUUGUGGCACACAUGUCAUACAAACCAGGUUUUAUGGCAACCAGAAGGUCAGGGCUGUCGUGUUACGAACAGGUUUCUCAACUUCAAAGGGAGAAUUGGUUCGGUCAAUCUUGUUCCCAAAACCUGUCAACUUCAAAUUUGAACGACAUUCCUACUAUUUCAUCAUGGUCCUGGCAUGUCUGGCUGGACUGGGUUUCAUCUACACUGUCAUCCUAAUGGUGAGGAAUGGCGACCACGCCGGCCACAUCAUCAUUAGAUCCCUGGACCUGAUCACCAUUGCUGUACCCCCUGCUCUACCUGCAGCCCUGGCUGUCGGUGUGGUCUUUUCCCAGAGCAGGUUGAAGAAGCAGAACAUCUACUGCAUCAGUCCUCAGGGCAUCAGCAUCAGUGGCACAAUCAACACGUGCUGCUUUGAUAAGACGGGGACCCUGACGGAGGAUGGACUUGAUAUGCAUGGUGUUGUCCGCGUGGAAAGGUCAAAAUUUGAACCAAUCAUCAAAGACAUGGAUGACCUCACUCAAGACCCCCUCAUGACCUGCAUGGCGACCUGUCACUCACUGACCAUCAUUGACGGGGUCAUGGUCGGCGACCCCCUGGAUCUGAUCAUGUUCAAAGCAACUAAAUGGGUCCUUGAAGAACCAGGCCCGGACGAGACCCGAUUUGACAUGAUGACUCCAACAGUUGUUCGCCCCAAGAACACAUCAUUUUCUAAUGGACAAGCCAUUGACGAUGCGUUGUCUGGUGGGGACGUUGGUAUUGUCCGUCAGUUUCCAUUCUCGUCCAGUCUUCAAAGGAUGUCGGUGAUCACACGGUCGCUUGGAGCCAGCAACUUUGAUCUGUUUGUGAAAGGGUCUCCAGAAAUGAUCUUUAGUCUUUCUAGGCCUGACACUGUUCCGUUUGACUUCCAGCAAGUACUCCAGUCUUACACUCAGCAUGGAUACAGAGUGAUUGCCCUUGCCUGGAAGCCAUUACCUGCUAAACUCAACUAUGUCAAAGUUCAGAGGGUCAACAGGGACCUGCUAGAGACUGACCUCAUCUUCCUGGGCUUGUUAGUCAUGGAGAAUCGACUGAAGCCGCAGUCAGCUCCAGUCAUCAGUCAGCUGAUCGAUGCCAACAUCCGAACCAUCAUGGUUACUGGCGACAAUAUGCUGACCGCUCUAAGUGUUGCCCGGGAGUGUCAGAUGGUGGACAAGACUGACCGCAUCAUCCUUGUCCAGGCUUACCCCCCACAGAGUGGACAGACUGAUGUGACACUGGAGUUUAUUUAUGCCGAGGAUAGCUAUGCCAAGGUUGAGGAAGUGUUUGCAAUGAACCAAAAGAUACAGAUUGAUGAAGACAGCCAGAGAUUCCACUUUGCACUGACAGGGAAGACGUGGGCAGUCAUACGCCAGCACUGGGCAGUCUUUGCCCGAAUGGCUCCAGAGCAGAAGGGUCAGCUUGUUGAGGUUCUGCAGGAUGUUGGGUACUACGUGGGGAUGUGUGGAGAUGGAGCCAACGACUGUGGUGCCUUGAAGACUGCACAUAUGGGCAUUUCCUUGUCAGAGACUGAAGCGUCAGUGGCCUCCCCUUUCACCUCCAAAACCCCAACGAUCGAAUGUGUGCCAAAGGUCAUUAAAGAAGGCCGAGCUGCCCUAGUGACCUCCUUUGGUGUCUUCAAGUACAUGGCGUGCUACAGCCUGACACAGUUUACCUCCGUCCUGAUACUUUACUGGCUUGGAGCAAAUGUGACAGACGUGGAGUUUCUCUACAUGGAUCUGGUUCUAAUCACAACCUUCAGCAUCACCUUUAGCAGAACUGCCCCAUAUGAUGAACUGGUCAAGCAACGGCCGCUGGUCAGCCUGGUCAGCCCUGGGCCAAUUUUGAGCAUCAUCACACAAAUGAUGCUGGUCAUUGCUGCUCAGACUUUCAUGUUUUUCAAUGUUAAAGAGCAACCUUGGUUUGUCCCGUACAAGGAGAACCCUGAAGGUAACUACCAGUGCCACGAAAACACCGCUGUGUUCCUCAUCUCCGCCUAUCAGGUCAUCAUCCUUGCCGUUGUCUUCUCAAAGGGGGCCCCGUUCCGGAAGUCGAUAUUCUCAAACUGGCUCUUUAUGGGCAAUAUCGUUGUAGGUCUGGCAAUGAAUAUUUGGAUCACAUUGUACCCGACUGACCCCAUUGCAAAUUUGAUUGGGUUAGAGGUCUUUCCGUCAUUAAAAUACCGAGCCUUGUUCCUUGGUGUGGCAUUUAUCAACUUUAUCCUUGCCUAUACAACUGAGAAAUUCAUAAUAGACAAUGAAGUUAUUCGCGGUAAAAUUGGGAGCUAUUUGACGCGAUGCUGGCCAUCGCAGGAUUUGGCCUACCACAAGAUUGAAUCAGAAAUUGAGAAGGAUCACUCCUGGCCGCCUGUGUCGGACAAAAAG